This is a messenger RNA of Symbiodinium necroappetens, 1011 nucleotides long. The record is from the annotation of a GenBank genome assembly. Lineage: Eukaryota; Dinophyceae; Suessiales; Symbiodiniaceae.
AUGUCUUUACCCAGAAUCGCUAUCAACGGUUUUGGCCGUAUUGGUCGAACCAUUACUCGUAUUGCCAAACUGCGUCGUCACUAUGAUGUCAUUGCGGUCAAUGAUCUGGCGGACCCGGAUGAUCUGGCUUAUGCGUUUAAAUACGACAGCAUCCACGGCAAGUAUGCCGGUGAAGUUGCUUUGAACGGCAACGAACUGCGCAUUGAUGGUGACCCCUUUAUUGUUCUGCAGGAGCCAGACCCCCGCAAACUGCCCUGGAAGGAACUGGGGGUUGAUUAUGUGGUUGAAAGCAGUGGUCGAUUCAGGCGUCUUGAAGAGUUGAACUGGCACCUUGAAGCGGGCGCGAAGCGUGUUCUGUUGACGGUCCCCUGUAAAGACCCGCUGGAAGCCACCAUCGUUAUGGGUGUCAACGAUCAUGUUGUGACCAAAGACACCCGCAUCAUCAGUAAUGCCAGUUGCACAACCAACUGUGCCGCGCCGAUCGCAAAGGUGCUGCAUGACAACUUUGGCAUAAAAAGAGGUUUGCUGACUACCGUACAUGCUUACACUUCAGAUCAGCGCCUGAUCGAUGCGCCCCAUGCAGACAAGCGUCGUUCACGCAGCGCGGCCACGAAUAUUGUGCCAACCUCGACCGGCGCAGCUCGCGCCAUAGGCCUGGUAGUGCCUGAACUGGCAGGGCGUCUGGAUGGGAUGGCCAUGCGGGUACCUGUGCCCGACGGCAGCGUGGUUGAUCUAACGGUGGAGCUCGAGCGCGAUGUUUCAGAAACCGAAAUCAACGAAGCCAUGCAGCGGGCGGCGGAAGGCCCGAUGCGGGGUAUAUUGUCUUAUUGCACGGAUCCAAUCGUGUCCGGGGAUGUGAUCGGCGACAGCCACUCCAGCGUAUUUGAUGCGGGCCUGACUCAGGUGAUUUAUCGGCGUAUGGCUAAAGUCAUCAGUUGGUACGAUAACGAAUGGGGUUACAGCACCCGGGUCGAGGAAUUGAUAGAUCGUGUUGCCCAGCUUGAUGCCUGA